AAAGUUACUGUGGGAAAGAAAGUUUUGGAAGUUUCACACGAGCCGUUCGCGUGCAGUCCUAGAUAUAAAUAAGACCAACAAGAAGUGCCACAGACGCAGCGUCCGCUGGCAGACAGUGAUUUCUCGAUUCCGUGACAUCGUUCAGCUUGCGACUGACUUGGGGACGCUUGUCUCUCGCACAGAGGUGCGCUACCACCUAAAAAGGAUUUUGUUUUUCCGGAAUUUGGAAUUUCAUAAAAGGGUACUGUGAAUAGGUGCCGACUACUUGUCAAUAACCACCAACAGUGGACUGUAAUAUCGAGUUACCGUUGCUCUUGUGGGAUAUUUCAGACAGACCGAAGAUGCCUGCCGAUAUAAUGGAAAAGACAUCCGUCUCUCCUGUUGCUGCUACUACAGCCAGCAUGAACACGACACCUGAUAAACCCAAGACGGCUUCAGAGCACAGGAAGUCAUCCAAACCUAUCAUGGAGAAAAGGAGAAGAGCCAGAAUCAACGAAAGCUUGGGACAGUUGAAAACACUUAUCCUGGAUGCGCUCAAAAAAGAUAGUUCCAGACACUCGAAACUUGAAAAGGCGGAUAUCCUGGAGAUGACCGUAAAACAUCUCCGGAACCUCCAGAGAGCUCAGAUGACUGCUGCUUUGAACUCUGAUCCCACCGUGCUAGGGAAAUACAGAGCUGGAUUCAGCGAGUGUACAAAUGAAGUCACCCGGUUCCUGUCCACCUGCGAAGGGGUUAACACCGAGGUCAGGACACGGCUUCUCGGUCACUUGGCCAGCUGCAUGACGCAGAUCAACGCUAUGAACUACCCCACGCAGCACCAGAUCCCUACCGGUCCUCCCCACCGCGCCUUCGGCCAGUCCAUGGUACACAUCCCCAACUCAUCUCCACAGGGCAACGUGAUGCCCCUGCCUUGUAAAGGUGGCUCUCCCCAGAGCAUGUCACCAGAAAAAACAAAAGUAUACGGCGGCUUCCACCUGGUACCUGCCACAGAUGGACAAUUCGCCUUCCUUAUCCCCAAUGCAGCUUUUACGCCCAACGGUCCCGUUAUCCCCGUGUACGCUAACCAGGUCAACACGCCUGUCCCAGCAGCGGUGUCCCCCGGUGCACCGACAGGCAACUCGGACUCAGUGUGGCGACCCUGGUAGAACAAAAAAAGGACCUUUUUAUAAUGACACUUAGUUCUUCUAUGUUUGAUGUUACAAAAUGAUGUUUGGAUUCUGUUUUUGUAUUUUCAAUGUGUUAAGAGGAAAAGAUGAUGCACUAUAUUUGUAUAGCCUAUAUGAGAGUGAAGUUCAUAUUGAAAUGAGAUUUUUGUAUUGUUGAAGUCUGUUCACUGCAUUUUUAUAUUCGAGGUGUCUUUUUUUUUAUUGCUCGAUACCAAAGAUAUGUUGAAUGCACUUUACGUUAUUCUUCAUUUUGGAAGAAAAAUAAAUUUGUAAAGAUAUUGAAAAACA
Messenger RNA from Oncorhynchus keta (chum salmon), 1454 nucleotides. Its product is annotated as transcription factor HES-1-like. The transcript has 4 exons. Lineage: Eukaryota; Metazoa; Chordata; Actinopteri; Salmoniformes; Salmonidae. The record is from RefSeq and is a predicted model, not a curated record. Gene Ontology annotation, cellular component: nucleus. Gene Ontology annotation, molecular function: DNA-binding transcription factor activity, RNA polymerase II-specific; protein dimerization activity; RNA polymerase II cis-regulatory region sequence-specific DNA binding. The coding region runs from base 342 to 1145 and encodes 267 amino acids. Gene Ontology annotation, biological process: anterior/posterior pattern specification; regulation of transcription by RNA polymerase II; negative regulation of neuron differentiation.